This is a messenger RNA of Poecilia latipinna (sailfin molly), 2537 nucleotides long. Its product is annotated as interferon-induced protein 44-like. The transcript has 8 exons. Lineage: Eukaryota; Metazoa; Chordata; Actinopteri; Cyprinodontiformes; Poeciliidae. The record is from RefSeq and is a predicted model, not a curated record. Gene Ontology annotation, biological process: immune response. The coding region runs from base 377 to 1723 and encodes 448 amino acids. Gene Ontology annotation, molecular function: GTP binding.
CAUUCACCUACAUAUCGGUUCUUCCUGUUUUUACUUUCAAAACUUUAUUUUAUGGAACUGAAGCCACAAAUCUGAAUGUGAUGACCCAUUGGUACAGUUGUUACAGACUAUAAGGAGAUUUUCUAAAGACUUUUUCACGUCAUGUAGAGUAACAAAUAAUUUCCUACAGUAAACCCAUCAAGUAGAGAAACGAGUUUAGGUCAUUCCUUUUAUGGCCUCUAGGGGGCCAGUACAGGAAGUAUGAGCUUUUAAGUUUCAUUUCUGCUGCGAACAGCGAGACACAUCCUUUGGUUGACCUGCCUUUAACCAGAUAUCUGCAGAAUAUAAAGGAGAUUCAAACUUGAGUUUACUGUAAAAGUUGAGAUCAGCAGCUCAGAUGGCCACUCUGAACCCACUGCUCUCCAGGAACCACCAGAGAACCAUCUGCUCUCAGCUGGGACAUGUCAAACUGAAGCUGCUCUACAAGGCCUCCGUCCACGGCUUCACUGGUGCUGCCUUCCACCAGAGAUGUGACAACCGGGCGCCCACUGUGUCUGUGGGCUUUAAUACCUCUGGUUAUGUGUUUGGAGGCUACGCCAGCCAACCAUUCAGUCAGUCUGGGCAGUGGGUGAAUGAUAACCAGGCUUUUCUUUUUAGUUUUACUGGUGGAAAACUCCAGAAAUACCCCUGUAUUAAUGCUGCUUAUGCACUCUUAAUGGAUGGCAACUCUGGUCCUAAUUUUGGAAAUGCUCUUGCUCUUCUCUACGGAAACCAACAAGUGACACACAGCGCUCCGGGGAAUUAUUACAACUUCAAUGCUGCAGAAAUGCAUGGAAAUGACCUGAAGCUGUCUGAAUGUGAAGUUUACCAGGUGGAAGAAUCUACUGAACUUGAGAAGCCAUGGAGGACAGUCGUCUGGGAAUCUCAGAAGAGGGCUGAGCUGAUGGAGAGCAUCAGAACCUACAAACCCACAGUCAGUUCUGUGCCCCAGGCUCGGGUUUUGCUCAUCGGACAGGUCGGAGCCGGAAAGUCCAGCUUCUUCAACGCCAUCAACUCUGUGUUCAGAGGCCAUGUCACCAGCCAGGCCAUCGCUGGCAGCUCUUCCACCAGCCUCACCACUCAGUUUCGGACCUACUCUGUGAAAGCUGGACGAGAAGGCAAACCUCUGCCAAUCAUCCUGUGCGACACCAUGGGCCUGGAGGACAGCAAAGGGGCGGGGCUUGAUGUGGAGGACAUCAGCAGCAUCCUUAAGGGUCAUAUGCCGAAUUGUUACCAGUUCAACCCCGCUGCUCCUCUUCAUGCUGAGACUCAUGGUUAUCAAAAGUCUCCGGCUGUCAAAGACAAGAUCCACUGUGUGGCUUAUGUUAUUGAUGCCAGCAAGGUCUCCAUUAUGCCCCCAAAGCUGGAGGAGAAGAUGGAAGUUAUCCGCAGAAAGGUUAACCUGCUGGGGAUUCCUCAGCUGGUUCUGCUCACUAAGGUAGAUGAAGCUUGUCCUUUGGUGAAAGACGAUCUGAGAAACAUCUAUAAGAGCGGAUACAUCAAGGACUUAAUGCAGGAGGUCAGCGUCAGGUUGGGCGUGCCGCUGUCCUGCGUUGUUCCAGUCAAGAACUACAGCGGGGAGCUGGAGCUGGACCUGAACGCUGAUAUCCUGCUGCUCAGCGCCGUCAUCCAGAUGCUCCGGUUCGUCGAUAACUACUUCGAUGACCUCAGCGACCGACUGAGCAGCGUCGAAUGCAAAGAUUAAGAAUCUGUAUUCACAAAACCUGACAGCUCAGGCUUAUCCACAUGUCCAGAUGUGUCAGUAUUUAUGCAUUUAUCCAGAACAACUGUAGAGUUUAACAUAUUCAAUGCAGCAGAAUGUAUUUACUUCAUACAGAUUGGUUGAAACAACUACGUGUUUCUUUUUUGAGUUUUGGUCUUGGGAAGUUUCACCACAAUCUCACCUAGAAAUUACUUUACAACUCCAGUCUGAUAAUUUUGUUUCUCAUCGGUUCAUCUUUAAAUCAGUGCAUGAUGUUCUUGAAACAGUUCUAAAAGUUUAUUCUGCAGGUUUGGCAGUAAUCAUAAUCUGAAACUUUUAAGUUCAACAAAAAAAGAUAGGAAAUCAGGAAGUUGUUCACUUUAGUGAGUUUGGAUAAAUCAGUCUCUUUUUGCUUCUGAUAAAGUUAUUACCUUAAUGGUUUUGGUGACUUGGUACUUGUUGGGACAUUUAUGCAGGACGGAUUUUCAUGUUAAACUCCUGCAAAAUAUAGGAGAUAUAUCUGUGGGCAUGAAACUGAAGUAAAAGCUAAUUAGCAAAUAUCUGAUAUUAUAGCUUGCAUGUGUAAAGAUUUGCUUAUAUUUGACUUUCCUGGAUUCCCUGGAAUGUUGAAAAUGAUAACGCUAUUUUUUCCUUUGUAUCUUUGUUUUGUCACCCAAGAGGAGUUGUUUACAGUUUACUUACUUAUGCUUUUUUGGGUAAAAAAACAAUCUGAGACAGAUCUGACUUAUUACUUGCAAGUGUUUAUUUAUACAAGCUGGAAAAAAAUGCAAACACUAAUAAAAAUGUUGAGAAAACA